GUCUCGCUGACAACGAGAACAUACGAGAUUCAAAAUGGCCGCGCCCUGGUGCUUAGAAAAUUUCAACGAGGGAAAGAACGAUAAUGUUGUGAUAUCCCAUGCAAGGGAUGCACAGAAAGUAAGACAAAUCUUAGAAGACAACAAAAUAUUUGACAACAGGCGAAGAUUGAAGAAAAUUUCUGAAGGAAGAAUCGCAAUACCUUUGAAAGAAUCAGGGAAUUUGGAGCCUGUAGUUGAAGCUCUUUGUAAAAUUGGUAUUACUAUUGAAAAGGAAAGUUGGAAAUUACCCUUGUCAAAAAGUGCCUUAGCACGAACACCAUAUGAUUCUUUGGUUGCCUCAAUCUGUGAUCUCUUAGGAAAAGAUGAUGUAGAUUUUUCGACACUUUUGAAGGAUAUUCCAACCCACUGGGAAAGACAUGGUGAUCUGAUUGUGUUUCCAGUCAACUUUUUUACUCAGCAUGCUUGGCAAGGUUUAGGAGCUAGACUAUGGGAGGCUGUAGCUACAAGUCUUGGAUGCUCCAGAUUAGCACAGAAGGGAACCAUAAGCUCUAAUGGUUACCGGUCUCCACAAGUGGUUCUGUUGCUCGGUGAAAGUGGAUGGGUGGAACAUGUGGAUAACAGUAUCAGGUACACCUAUGACAUAACUAAGUGUAUGUUCAGUGCUGGCAACAUCACCGAGAAAUUAAGGGUAGCAGGUUUCAACUGUGCAGGAGAAACUGUCGUAGAUCUUUAUGCAGGGAUUGGUUACUUCACAUUGCCUUAUUUGGUCCAUGCCAAGGCUGAACAUGUCCAUGCCUGCGAGUGGAAUCCUGAUGCUGUAGAAGCCCUAAAGAAAACUCUCGUACUGAACCAUGUAUUUGAUAGGUGUACCAUACAUCAAGGAGACAAUAAACAGACUUGUCCAAGGAAUAUUGCUGACCGGGUCAACCUAGGAUUAAUACCCUCGUCUGAGGAGGGAUGGCCGGUGGCCUGUAGAGCUCUGAGGUCUUCUGGAGGCUUUCUUCAUAUCCAUAGUAAUGUCACUUCCAAGCAUCCCAGUAACACAGACAUUGGUAACCAUGGAGAUACUAUAGACAAAUCUGAUUCUUCAAUAUGUUUGAAAUAUGGAAAUGCAAAUCAUGUCAGUUUGAAAGGCAGUACAGAUAUUGAUGAUUUAACUCAAGAUAAAAGCGUUGCAUUCAAUGUCAACAAGGAUUCUUCAAAGAAAGAAUUAAAUAUGGCAGAAUCUGAAGGAAAAGCAAACAACAGGAAGAAAAAAUUCUGUAACAGUGAUAUUUGUGAUGAUGCCAGUCAGUGUACUGUGAAAUGUGAACGCGACAAAAACAAUCUAUCCUGUGAUAAUACUUCCAAAAACCAAGACAAUGUCGGAGAAACGACUGUGAUAGCUUCUGGAACUUCUAAUCAAGGUUUUCCAUCUUUGAAAAAAAUAUGUUCGUGUAAAAAUAAAAAAAUCAAUCAACGGUCUGCAACUGAAAUCAGUAAAGGAGACUGGCAUCUCUGGGCUGAGGAUGUAGCCCAGAAAAUAUCACAGUUGUGCACCCAGGUCCGCAAUGAUAAUUGUUUAUGGACAGCUAACAUUAUUCACAUUGAACAUGUCAAAUCAUAUGCUCCACAUGUUGAUCACCUGGUACUCGACCUAGAAUGUCGACCCGCGACAGAUAAAUAAAAACAAAAAAUUUUGUUCAUUU
This is a messenger RNA of Pecten maximus, 1688 nucleotides long. RefSeq names its product tRNA wybutosine-synthesizing protein 2 homolog. Gene Ontology annotation, molecular function: tRNA methyltransferase activity. NCBI's taxonomy places the organism in Eukaryota, Metazoa, Mollusca, Bivalvia, Pectinida, Pectinidae. The record is from RefSeq and is a predicted model, not a curated record. Gene Ontology annotation, biological process: tRNA methylation. Bases 35 to 1666 code for a protein of 543 amino acids. The transcript is spliced from 6 exons. Gene Ontology annotation, cellular component: cytoplasm.